Molecule: messenger RNA, 3955 nt
Organism: Clupea harengus (Atlantic herring)
Lineage: Eukaryota; Metazoa; Chordata; Actinopteri; Clupeiformes; Clupeidae
Gene: hlfa
Product: HLF transcription factor, PAR bZIP family member a
Biological process (GO): regulation of transcription by RNA polymerase II
Cellular component (GO): nucleus
Molecular function (GO): RNA polymerase II cis-regulatory region sequence-specific DNA binding; DNA-binding transcription factor activity, RNA polymerase II-specific
Source: RefSeq, a predicted model, not a curated record
GACAGUGUCCGCACAUGGAAAGGCGAACCAUUUUGGCUGAGAGCAAGAGACAGCUUUUCUAGUCACAGCUCCAAGUCACGGUCUGCGAGGACUGUGCCGGUUUGGUUUUCUAUACGGAUAUUUCUUUCAGUGGCUUCACCCGGGUCGCUCUACGUUGAGCAUUUGUUCGAUUGCGGAUAAAUACCUAUAUAUUUUAUUUUGUCACUGUCUUGGAGAAAUUGUUUCGUCUCCUUUCGUCCAGGGCUAUGGAAAAAAUGUCAAGACCUAUUUCUGUAAACUCAACUUUCCUACCACCGACCCAUGGUGUAUUGAAAUCCCUGUUGGAAAAUCCUCUGAAACUGCCGUUCCAUCACGAUGAAGGCUUUGGGAAGGAGAAAGAGAAAGAGAAGAAGCUAGAGGAGGACAGCAGCGGGGUCAAUCCCCCACAGUCAGCCUUCCUGGGGCCCACCCUGUGGGACAAGACCCUGCCCUACGAUGGGGAUAAUUUCCAGCUGGAGUAUAUGGACCUGGAAGAGUUUCUCUCAGAGAAUGGCAUCCCAGGCAAUGCCCAGAGGGACCAAAGCCAGCAGCAGCAGCAGCAGCAACAGCAGACCCUGUCCCAGCAGACAGCCCCUUCUACCCCUUCCAGCCCCAGUGUGGUAGAUCUCAGCAACCGGGCCGCCCCCUCAGGCCACACGGGCAUGGUGCCCCAGAACUGCCUGCAGAGCCCGCCAAGAUCAGCUCUGCCAUCGGCCCGCAACACACCAAGUCCAAUUGACCCAGAGUCCAUCCAGGUUGCUGUGGGCUACGAGCCCGACCCGGCAGACUUGGCUCUGUCCAGCGUACCGGGCCAGGAGAUGUUUGACCCACGCAAGCGCAAGUUCUCCGCCGAGGAGCUCAAACCCCAGCCCAUGAUCAAGAAGGCGCGAAAGGUCUUCAUUCCCGACGGCAUGAAGGAUGACAGGUACUGGGCGCGGCGCAGGAAGAACAACGUGGCGGCAAAGCGCUCCCGUGAUGCCCGGCGGCUGAAGGAGAACCAGAUCGCCAUCCGGGCGGGCUUCCUGGAGAAAGAGAACAACGCGCUGCGCGUGGAGGUGGCCGACCUGCGGAAAGAGCUGGGCCGCUGCAAGAACUGUCUGGCCAAAUACGAGACCCGCCACGGCCCCCUGUGAGCACGUCUCCCACCCCACCCUCUCUAUCGCCCGCCCGCCCGCCCGCCGCCCGCCGCCACCCUCUGCCCGCCUGGCCCUCCACCACGCCCUCCACCACGCCUGCCUGGACUACGCCUGCCCUAUGUGGAGAAGGGGAGAGGGGCGCCCACUCAUGUGUAGACCCUACCCUCAGUCCAAUGGAUGCUUCAUUAGAAGAUGAUGUACUCUUUAUGUUUUAAAGAUUAUUUUCUUUUGUUUUUUUCUCCUCCUCCUCAGUCACUGCCCUUCCCAGAUUCCCUCUUUAUCUCUCCCUACACAUGUACAUAGAUAUAUUACUUGCAAAGAGGAUGUAUUGUUUUCUUUUUUUUUUCUUUCGUUUUUUUUUUGUUGUUAGUCCUUUUCUGUAGCGACCUGUUGGUUGUUGAUCUGAACCUCUGUGUGGGUUUUUGCUGUCGUCCCCUUGAAUCUUGUCUCACGGAUGUUCAGGACUGAACGCUGUCGUUCCCUUCAGUCUCAUUCUUUUUAUUUCCACAGUCUACAAGAGCAGCUUCUGGAGUGAUUUAUUCUCUCCUCCUCCUCCUCCUCCUCCUCCUCCUUCUUCUCCUCCUGUCAACUCUCUUCGUCCUUCCACUCAGGUCUUGUCUUUUCGUUCAUUGUCCUGAGGAUUUGUUCCUGUAAGGAGAUGUGCAGAGUUUCAGCCAUGCCUGCUGCAGCUGAGCAAGGUUUAUGUGUUGUACCUUGUUUUAGAGAUGAAUGUUGUAUUGCGGUUUCUCCAGAGCCUCUCAGCCGUCUCUCCAUAAUGCUGAGAACUUUGGUAGGAGACCCAUAGCCCCAUAGCCCCUCAGUCCCACACCCCGCCCCCCCUACAGCCUUGUCCCCCCACCUCUCCAGCUCACCUGUGCACUGAUGCGUGUCUCACAAUCUGAUCUGGUGCCACCUUUAUACUCCCUUAGUCUUGUCCUCUGCCUGGUAUUUCUUCUGGAUCUGCUUUCCCCUUAUCUCUACCCUACAGACGAACUUUUGAGAAAAAAAAUGUAACUGUUAAUUAAUAUUCAUUACUAUUGUUGUUGUUAUUAUUGUAAUUAUGAUUAUUAUUACUAUUAUCAUUAUUGGUUUAAUGAAUAACUCUGCAUGAUUUUUCAGAGCUCCUACCGGAAGCAAAUUGUGAAAUCAGUUUCUGUCCCCCUUUUUUUUUUGACUGUUACGUUUUGUUUUGUUCUUUUUUUUCUUUCUCAGAGCAUGAUAAGGAGAGCUGUUCUGUCAAUCAGUACACAGAUAAACAUAGUCCUCUUUAUUUUUUUUCUUUAUUUUGUGUAGCUAUAUGUUUGCCUUCUUUGAAGAUGGCUGUAUGAAUGUAUUGAAUGUAAAAUGUAAAAGAUGUUUUUAAAAGAGUUAGUUGGAUGGUGUUGUCUAAUACUGUGGUUAACCCAAUUAAUUUGUUUACUACAGACCAAAACGUACAGCACAGAUAAAAGUAUAUUGGUUAUCAGAGAUUUAAUGUUUAUAUAAAACUAUUCUAUAAGUUGUUCUUUUUGUACAGUAUUUUUCCUAUACAAUACUGGCUACAUAUUUGAAAGUCACAACAAAUCCAGAAUAUUAUGAAAAAAUAAAAAGUAUAUAUAAAUAUAUAUAUAUAUAUAUAUAAAUGACCUAUAUAUAUAUAUAUAUAUAAUUCAAAUGAUGUGAUUCAGUGUUUUGAUAUAUUAUAUUUUGCCAUGGUAGAUCAAGGAGGAUCAAGGCACUCCAGCACCUAUUCAUAUGGGCAUUAUUGUUGACACUCCUGUACCCUUGGUUGUAUGGAUGUAGCCUUUAGCUCCUCCUGCAGUCUCUGGAACUGUAAUCCAUAGAGCUCAAGUUUCGCCACUGGCACGGAAUAAAAAACGUGUAUAAAGCCACAAGGAUGAUCAUUCUUUGCAUCCUCUCCCAGAAAUCCACCUGUCAAAAAGUGAAGCAUGUUUCCACGAGUCAGGUACAACACUGCCACCAGAUGUCACUCAUAUACCAUAUUCGAGCUUCAUAUUCCUAUUGUCCUCACUCUUGAGAAUGAGAUAGGUCUUUCGCACAGGUAUGUUAAGGAUAUAUUUAGCUUUAUGUAUAGAUUCCCCAAAGGUGAAGGGUUGGAAUGCUAGAAAGGAAACAUGUUUAACAUCUUUGUAUAUUUCCUCAUUGGAAAAAAAGAAAAAAAAGAAUGUUCAGCAGUUGUAUACAGUGAAAUGAUCAGUGACGUGUGUGGCUGCUAUCUGUGAAUGAAAUGGGUUAGUAUAGCUUUAGUUCUGUGUGCUGGCCAGAAGUCACGGUAAUGCAAAAAAAGGUUUUGCUCCUUUGCCACAAACGCAAGUCAUUGGGUGGUAUCCCAUAUGCACACUCUAGGCUAUGUGGAGAGGAUGAAGCCAAUAUGAUUUCUCACUGCCCCCCCCCCCCCCCCUUGACCUCCUUAUGGAUUAAGUCCACUACCUCACCCUUAAUAAAGAGAUCAAAUGAAACAUUGCGAAUCUAAAUCUAUUCCAGUGCCUUGAACUCAAGCCGUUCCUCAGUCAGUCUGCAUUGUUCAGAUCCAACCUACCACCACCAGGAUAGAUUCAGAACAAGGGCUCCCAUACAUCAAUUUUUUAACAAUUAAACACACAGGCAUGGGUAGAUGACCAUUGUAUUAAUGGCAACACCAAGACUGUUUAUACAGAGGGUCAAAUAUGAACUAGAGGUGUAUUCUAUCUUUUUGGUGACAUGGAAAGGAGGCAUAAGCAUAUGUAUGCAGUUUCAGCCCUCAGCCUCUCCCACUCUCUCUGUAAUAUAUAGUGUUGAAUAAACUAUUUCCAGUUUCUUCA